Molecule: messenger RNA, 2972 nt
Organism: Astyanax mexicanus (Mexican tetra)
Lineage: Eukaryota; Metazoa; Chordata; Actinopteri; Characiformes; Acestrorhamphidae
Gene: chrna6
Product: cholinergic receptor, nicotinic, alpha 6
Exons: 6
Coding region: 141-1709 (522 amino acids)
Biological process (GO): regulation of membrane potential; chemical synaptic transmission; nervous system process
Cellular component (GO): synapse; neuron projection; postsynaptic membrane
Molecular function (GO): acetylcholine-gated monoatomic cation-selective channel activity; transmembrane signaling receptor activity
Source: RefSeq, a predicted model, not a curated record
GCGCGCAACUGAGCGCGCGCUCACAUUCCUCUCCUCCGCUCUUCUCUAUCUCUCGGUCUCUCUGUCUCUGUUUUUCCUCCAGUUUUCUUCUCUUCUUUUCCUUUACCGUCCACUUUUAGUGGCGCUCGCGGGACAGACGGAUGCCUCGCGCGGGGAGACGCACUUUCUUCCUCUUCCUCCUCCUGCUCUUCCUCAUCACUCUCAUGGCGCGAGAGUGUUUCUCGUCUAAAGGCGAGGACAGGCUGUUCCGGCGCCUGUUCAGGAGGUAUAAUCAGUUCAUCCGGCCGGUGGAGAACGUGUCCGAUCCGGUGACGGUGGAGUUCGAGGUUUCUAUCUCUCAGCUCGUCAAAGUGGAUGAAGUCAAUCAGAUCAUGGAGACCAACCUCUGGUUGAGACAUAUAUGGAACGACUACAAGCUGAAAUGGAUACCAGCAGAAUUUGAUGGUAUCGAGUACAUCAGGGUUCCGUCCAAUAAGAUCUGGAGGCCAGACAUUGUGCUCUACAACAAUGCUGUAGGUGACUUCUUGGUGGAAGACAAAACCAAAGCUUUGCUUAAGUUUGACGGCACCAUCACGUGGGUCCCUCCAGCCAUCUUCAAAUCCUCCUGCCCAAUGGAUAUCACCUACUUCCCAUUCGACUACCAAAACUGUUCCAUGAAGUUUGGGUCAUGGACCUACGACAAGGCCAAGAUCGAUCUGGUCCUGAUUGGCUCUAAGGUCAACCUCAAAGACUUUUGGGAGAGCGGAGAGUGGGAGAUCAUUGACGCACCUGGAUACAAGCAUGACAUCAAGUACAACUGCUGCGAGGAGAUAUACCCAGACAUCACCUAUAGCUUCUACAUCCGUCGCCUUCCCCUGUUCUACACCAUCAAUCUCAUUAUCCCGUGCCUCCUCAUUUCCUUCUUAACAGUCCUGGUUUUCUACCUUCCAUCAGACUGUGGGGAGAAGGUUACACUCUGCAUCUCAGUCCUUCUGUCCCUUACCGUGUUCCUGCUGGUCAUCACGGAGACCAUUCCGUCUACCUCCUUGGUAAUCCCUCUGAUUGGCGAGUACCUGCUCUUCACCAUGAUAUUCGUUACACUCUCAAUCGUCAUCACUGUCUUCGUACUCAACGUUCACUACCGAACGCCCACUACCCACACCAUGCCCGGGUGGGUCCGCACCGUCUUCCUCCGGGCCUUGCCUCGCAUCAUGCUGAUGCGGCGCCCAAUCGAUCAAUCAGAAUCUUCAACUAAGGGCGGCGGACACGAAAGUGGGGGCUCGUCCGGGAUCGGCAGCAGUGGAGGAGGUGGUAGAGGAGGGGAAGGGAAGAAGAGGAAGAACAGCAGCUCUCAGCAGGGGGCUAUGAACUGUUUGGAGUUUGGAGAGGGCAAGGGUUCGGGCGAGGGGAAGAAAGGAGGUUGCCCAUGUCAUCCAGCGAAAGAGGGGCCCGAAGUGGAUUGUGGAAAAGUGAGUCGCCAGUUGAGCCCACAAGCCAUAAACACGGUUGUGGCUUUUUCAGUGGUGUCUCCAGAGAUCAAGCAGGCCAUUGAAAGUGUCAAGUACAUCGCGGAGAACAUGAGGAGCCGCAACAAGGCUAAAGAGGUGGAAGAUGACUGGAAGUACGUUGCCAUGGUGAUUGACCGGAUCUUCCUCUGGGUCUUCGUGCUGGUCUGCGUGCUUGGAACGGUGGGCCUCUUCUUCCAGCCUCUUAUUGGUUUCCUCUCAUAACUGCCGGCCAAUCACGUGCACUGGAUUGGCUUUCCCAGCCAAUCAGAGACACAGGACAGUCUGUCUCAGCCGAUUACCCAAAUCACUGACACGCCAAUUACAACCACUUCUGCUUUACGGCAACAAAAACAAAAAGACACUGCAAUCGACUGGACUGCUUGGUAAAGCUAAACAACGAAUCAAGUGUUGAUGAGGUGUUCAAUGUUCGGGUGCAAUAAACAGCCAAUCAGUAGUUCUAGAUCUUCUCCGCCACAUUGCAGUACAGAUUGCCACAAGCUGCGUUCCAAAGUCUAGGCUGUAGUCGAGGUCGAGCAGGUCUUCUAUAGGACUGUCCUUCAAAGGUUUUGCUCUUGAGGCUUCAUUUUCUGCAAUUUUCGCCCAAUUGUUGAGGAGCUCUUCUUCUUUUUUUUCCUUCACAUUGAGCAUUUACAGAGAACCACGUGUAACCGAAGGCCAAGAUGCAUCAGUUGCGUCCUUCAAUUCCCUCAAAACGUCAGCUGCAUUUCUGUAACAGCCGUAUACAAAGAGUCUUUCACUUUAAAACAGCCUUCUAUGAUGUAGCGGCCAAGAAUGGCAGCCCACCUCCACUGCAGCCUACGUUUUGGAAAGCAGCUACAGUGUCAGCGGGGUUGAUGUUUGCUAUUUUGGUGCAUGCAAACAGCUAAUCAGGUGUUCGCUAAUCUCCCUUUAUCCUCAAAUGGCUAACGGCACGUUUUAACGGCCUUCGUAAACCCGCAAGACAGUCAGAAAUUAGCUGUUUACAGAUAUACAACUUUAUCCGUUUGUAUCAAUUACUUUUACCAAUGAAGUAUGGCACUUUCUAUGGAAAUUUCUUUCUUUCUCCUUUCAUACAAUCAUGUCUGUUCCCCACAACUGGAAAGUCAAAAGGGAAACUACUUGAUAUGCAGGAACAAAGCAACUAGUAAACUAAAAAGCAGAAACUGAGAAAAACGAAAAGCGACAUGACGAGACGUGGAGAACGUAGAGGGCAGAGCAUAUGGAGCACAAAUAGAACGAAGCCAGAAGGUUGUAGAACAGAAAAACAUGAGAGAUCUGAAGGAUCUGUAGCAGAAGAAGUCUGCAUACAAGGUUUUUUAAAAUGAUGUCAAAUAGAACAAAGUCAAAAAAGGUCUUAGAACCGAUAGGGAGAGGCCAGAUGAUGACAGAAGGUUCGAGAACGUACAAAAAUCUAGGUCAAGCCAGAAAAAGACAGAAAUGUUUGGGUCAUAAGUUUCUGAAACAGAAAGAGGUUCAAUUUUUCAA